This is a messenger RNA of Acytostelium subglobosum LB1, 591 nucleotides long. RefSeq lists its product as hypothetical. Bases 1 to 591 code for a protein of 196 amino acids. The transcript has a single exon. The record is from RefSeq and is a predicted model, not a curated record. NCBI's taxonomy places the organism in Eukaryota, Evosea, Eumycetozoa, Acytosteliales, Acytosteliaceae.
AUGACUGAAGUUGUCGCUGUUCCAAUUGCUAUUUACUUACUUGAAGCAGCUGCUUUCCUCGGCGCUGGCAUGACCACAAUCUUCCUGAACGAACAAAAGGAGGAGAUGAAAGAUGUCACUACUCAUAUGUUCGAUGCCUCGGCCUACUUGCCCAACUUAAAGUGGCGAAUCUUCCUGGUUGGCCCAUCAGACGCCUGGAAAAAGAUCGUUAGUGUGACUACCUGUCCCACCUACGUCACCUACCACGCCGUCAUCGAUCAGGACAACAAGAAGUUGCCUGUGCACACUGGUCCAGGAACCAUCAGCUCGAUCUGGAGCUAUAUAGACGUCGACCUGUCUGGCGCCGCCAGUGUCACUCUCACCUUUGAGAAGGCCAAGGGCAUGGGAUGUAUGAACCGAUACAGGACCUUGACCAUCAAUGCCGAUCAGUUCGAAGCCAGACUCAACAAGAAGGCCUGGGUGAUCAGUUGGGACAAUGAUGGUCAGACACACUACCAAGGAGAUGCCGGCCAGAUCAAUCCAAGCACAUUGACCAAUGAGCAUCCAGAAGUAAAGAUGUGUAUUGGUAACUGGGGUGGCAAAUCCAUCUAA